UGUGAGUGUGUCUGUGUGUGAGUGGAUGCAUGUGUGUCUUCUGGAUUUGCGGACAUGCUAUUUAGUGUGUCACAAAGAAGACAAUGAGAAACCUCUUAUUGUCCUGGUGGAAUGUGGCAGGAGAAGACAACGGGGGGAGUAUAUCAUCUGCCCGAGUGCUUGGCACCAGUGUCCAGUCCGCUUGCACCGUGACACACCACAAAAUAAGAGAGACAGGUAAACAAAACAAUAGAGAAAAGUAAGAGACAUAUGAGAGCAAAUAGUACUGUACCAUAGCCAAAAAAUAAGAGUUUGAGGAUGGUGUGUACGUUUGUCUUUUAGAACUAAAAUGUAGCUUUCAAGACCUUAUGCUAGACAGACAAGCACCUGCUGUUCAGAAUACAUGAUGAUCACGUGGAAAUUUCAUGGUGUUACAAUCUCAAAAUCCAGUAACAGUCUAUGGGCCAGAAUCAAGGAGUGGAUGCAUGUGAGACAUGCACAACUGAUACAAGUGUUGUGACAGCACACUGCUGGACAGCUGCAGCAGAGGAGAAACCCUAGAGAUGGAGUUGCUCCCCCUGAGUGUCCUGAGCCCUGGAGCUCCUCUUCAUCUGCAGGUAGACCCUUCGUGGCUACAGCGUCAAGCCGUGGAGGAUCAGGUAGAGCUGUGGUGGUUCAGCGAGCCGCAUGUCUCUAUCUUGUGCUACUGCUUUUCAGUGGCCAUGGUACUGGGCCUGGGCUCAGCUGGCGUGGGGUUCCUCUCGGCUGCCUCCUCCGCUGUGGGGCUCUCUGCACUGUGGCGCUUGGGUGUUGGUUCAACGCUCUGUCUCCUGGCACUGGUGGUUCUCCUGAAGCAGCUGCUUAGCUCGGCUGUACAAGACAUGGGCUGCAUACGAAGCCGAAGGCGCAUCGAGCAGCUGCGGACUGGAGGAACUGCGGAUCCCGUGCUGUUGCUCUUUACUGGCUUGGCUCUGGUAGUCUGUGGGACCACACUGCUCAGUCUCACUCAGUCUGACAUGCUUCUUUCUGGGGUAAUACUCCUGGCCACCGGGAGCGCUGUGGUGCUGGGUGUGAUGGUGUAUGGAGUGGUGGUUCAUGUGCAGGGAAGGAGAAACACAAGAAGGCGAAGACGGCGGCAAAGGGUACGAGUAUAUACAGUGACGGGGCAAAGGAACAGACCAUGGAGAGAUUCAAACUCCAGUCAGUCAAAUUUGUUAUGAAAGGAGAAUCGAAAAGAGGGGAAGAAGAAGUGCAAGAAUGGUGCAAGUGAAAGUUAGGAGUGGGAGUUCUGGCAGUUCUCUUUCAAAUUUAUCAGUUGAAGGAAGGUGGUGAGAAAUGCAAGUCUGAGCAACAUGAUCACACGAUCAGCAUGUUGUUUACUAGAGUUCCAGUACCCUAGGAUCGGCCACAUUAUGCUGACUCACUGCAAAGUGCUAUCACCUAUUAGGCAUUUUCGCAUCGACUCCAGUGUAUUUACAGUAUUUUCCCUUCUGUUGCGACUGAAAGCAGGUUACGUCAGCUGCAUUGGAGACCCAGAUUUGGAUCUUCAUUGAAACCAAGAAGUAAUCGCGUUCACAUAUCCAGUGGCAAGCGUCAUUUGGAGGUUGCAUUUUUUCCCUCUAACAUUACAUUUUCACUCCACUGAUGGUUAGGUUUAGUUUUGGGGUUUGGGUUGAGAGGAACAGUUUAGCAUGCUUUCUGCUUCACUGUAGUACAGUCUGUACAGCUGAAAACACCAUGCUUCACAACUCGCUUUUUGGCACUCCUCUGACGCAGCAGACUCCAAAUGUAUGACAAGUUGUAAUAAUGGUAAUAAUAGAUGGCUAAGUUAUAGAAAAAAAAUCUUUCAAGGUGGUUUACUCCCACAGAUAAUAAUAAACUUACCAAUGAACAAUUUUAUUACGAUUUGUCCUAUGUUUAACCCCGAACCCCAAACCUAAACUUAAAACUAACCAUAAAAUCUAACCCCUUACACAAACCCUAAACCUUAUUGUGAUUUAAUAUGAAAAUAACUUUUGAGUACCACGAAAGAAAGAAAACAUCAGGGUUUGGAACGAGAUGAGGGAAGCGUGAUACAGAUUAUUGUCAUACUUCAAUCAUUUGCAUUGCAUAAGUAAUAAAUACUGUAUGGGAUGACCAAACAAAUGUGUUCACUGACAUUUCCUUUCUUAAAAUAAAUGUUGGAUGGGAGGCUAGGUAAAAUUCGAUGCCUGUAUUGUAUCCAUUUGAAAUUCUGUUUGUUGUUUGGUUGGUCUCUAAUUGGAAAAAGAGUAGUUGCCAAGUUCACUUCUCCAGGUUUUCCCAGUUGACAAGUCACAUGGUUACGAUUUCGCCAUCUCGCACAAAUUAUUACGAGUUGUUAUGAUUCUUAACAUAAACAAUACAUAACAAAGAGGUUUGUGGU
Messenger RNA from Myxocyprinus asiaticus (Chinese sucker), 2383 nucleotides. It is a transcript of the gene tmem125b, whose product is annotated as transmembrane protein 125b. The record is from RefSeq and is a predicted model, not a curated record. The transcript has 2 exons. Lineage: Eukaryota; Metazoa; Chordata; Actinopteri; Cypriniformes; Catostomidae. The coding region runs from base 543 to 1199 and encodes 218 amino acids.